Messenger RNA from Nematolebias whitei (Rio pearlfish), 1317 nucleotides. It is a transcript of the gene sytl3, whose product is annotated as synaptotagmin-like 3. Bases 16 to 1317 code for a protein of 433 amino acids. Gene Ontology annotation, molecular function: neurexin family protein binding; small GTPase binding. Gene Ontology annotation, cellular component: exocytic vesicle; plasma membrane. The transcript has 12 exons. The record is from RefSeq and is a predicted model, not a curated record. Lineage: Eukaryota; Metazoa; Chordata; Actinopteri; Cyprinodontiformes; Rivulidae. Gene Ontology annotation, biological process: intracellular protein transport; exocytosis.
GAAGCAGCUUUAAAGAUGGAUUUAGGUUCCCUUCAAAUCCUGGAGAGAGAAAUAGUCCUGGAGGUUCUUUGGAGAGACAAACAGCUGAGGACAGUCGAAGAGGACAGGAUCAGGAGGAUGAAGUGUGAGCUGCAGGAGCAGCGGAGGAAGGGUGCGAAGAGUUAUGCCCGGCAGUACGGGGAGCGAACCUGCGCCCGCUGCCAGAGGCCCCUGGGGAAGUUCUGGAACAAGGGCGCAGUGUGUCGAGGCUGCAGCCACCGCAUCUGCAGCAGGUGCAGGGUGGGAGCAGCAGACUGGAAGUGCACGCUGUGCCACGCGUACAGGGAGAUGAAGAUCAGGUCAGGACAGUGGUUUUUAGAGGAAAAAGCCAAGAAAUUUCCCGUCACUGGAGACAAAUAUAAGACAGUUGGAGAGAAACUGUUGGAGUUCUACGGUGUACAAAGACAUAUAUCAGUCGUGCCUCCAACUCCUCCGCCCCAUCUGGACUUUCAGUUUAGAAGCAGAUUUAAGGAGCUGAAAAACUCAAAGACUUUCACCAAAUCCAUGGAGGAUCUAAUGGUUUGCUUCAAGAGUCACAUUAAAAAAAUUUCCAGUUCUCAGACUGAUGUGCGAGGCGACCUGCUGACAGUGGACAACACCCAGAACAGGCAUUGUUUUCAGUACUGCACCCAGAAGAGCCUGUCGGAUACCAACAUCAACAAAUCCUGCUCCCUUUCUAAAGUCGACAGUCUUCCAAACCUAUUCAAGAAAUUCAAAGACAGCGACCAGGAUGGCUCGUCCACCGGAGCGGAGGAAGAAACCUCGUUCAGCUCUGAGCACUCGAUUGGAAACAAGGGCAGCGUCAGCAGCAUCAGCACAGAAUGUGGCGUCUUUGACAACAUCUUAGUUGCCGGGGAGUUGGAGCUGGCCGUGGCCUACAACACCAACAGAUGCUGUCUGGAGAUCACAGUCGGCGCCUGCAGAAAUCUGUCUUACGGCGACAGCAGGAAGAAAAAGUGCCACCCUUACGUCAAACUCUACGUGCUGCCAGACAAGAGCAGCAAGAUGAAGACGUCCCUGAAGAGGAACACGACAGAUCCGGUUUAUAAUGAACUUUUAAAGCAUGACAUUGAGCGCCACCUGCUGUUUGGAAAGAGGCUGCAGGCCUCCGUGUGGCAUUCAGGGGCCCUGAAAAGGAAAGUGUUCCUCGGUGAAGUUCUCAUCCCACUUGAUGGCUUGAAAUCAGAAAACAAGGGUUCAGAGAGAUUCCACUGGUACCCCCUGUGUCCGAAGGCUGAGAAUACAACGGCUGGCGCAGCGGAGCAAAAUGGACAUUAA